Myotis brandtii (Brandt's bat) is the source of this 817-nucleotide messenger RNA. Its product is annotated as leukocyte elastase inhibitor-like. Bases 1 to 726 code for a protein of 241 amino acids. The record is from RefSeq and is a predicted model, not a curated record. The transcript has 5 exons. Gene Ontology annotation, biological process: negative regulation of endopeptidase activity. Lineage: Eukaryota; Metazoa; Chordata; Mammalia; Chiroptera; Vespertilionidae. Gene Ontology annotation, molecular function: serine-type endopeptidase inhibitor activity.
AUGGCAGAAUUCGUAGCUUCAACGCAGGAAAUGUAUGGUGCUGAACUGGCCAGUGUAGAUUUUCAGCGAGCCUCUGAAGGUGCAAGAAAGGUGAUAAAUGAGUGGGUCAAAGGGCAGACUGAAGGUGAGAGAGUGGGCCGAAUAUUGAAUAAGAAAGACACAAAAACAGUGAAAAUGAUGUAUCAGAAGAGCACAUUUCCAUUUGGCUACAUCGAGGGCCUUAAGUGCCGGGUGCUGGAGCUGCCUUACCAAGGCUGGGACCUCAGCAUGGUCAUCCUGCUGCCAGAUGACAUCGAGGACGAGGCCACAGGUCUGAGGAAGAUCGAAGAACAAUUGACUCUGGAAAAACUGCAUGAGUGGACCAAACCUGAGAAUAUGCGUUUCAUUAAAGUCAACGUGCACCUGCCCAGGUUUAAGCUGGAAGAGAGCUACGACCUCAACUCUCACCUGACCAGUCUGGGUAUAGAGGAUCUCUUUAAUAGCAAGGCUGAUCUUUCAGGCAUGUCAAGAGCCAGAGAUCUUUUUAUAUCAAAAAUUAUCCACAAGUGUUUUGUGGAAGUUAAUGAGGAGGGCACAGAGGCAGCGGCUGCCACAGCUGUAAUUUCAGGGGGUUGCGCGCUUAUGCCAGAAACUGAAAAUUUUGUGGCCGACCAUCCAUUCAUUUUUUUCAUUCGACACAAUCCCUCAACUAACAUCCUAUUCUUAGGCAGACUUUCUUCCCCUUAGAACCCCAAGGUCGAGCUCAGAGCUGUAUCAAUGGCCCUUUCAAAAAUAUAUGAAAAUUAUAUAUCUUCUACAAUAAAUCUACCACCCCCCA